Opisthorchis viverrini is the source of this 4044-nucleotide messenger RNA. RefSeq lists its product as hypothetical. The transcript has 17 exons. The record is from RefSeq and is a predicted model, not a curated record. NCBI's taxonomy places the organism in Eukaryota, Metazoa, Platyhelminthes, Trematoda, Opisthorchiida, Opisthorchiidae. Gene Ontology annotation, cellular component: cytoplasm. Bases 23 to 3553 code for a protein of 1176 amino acids.
GUAUAUUUUCUUAUCUGAACUGAUGCACAAUUUACGGUGGAGUGCCUGGAAAGAGGUCGUUUCUGAAAUCGACAAGGUCGCGACAGCUUUCGCCAACAUCCGAUACCUUUGGCGUCGACGUGACUUGAGGCUGUCUGAAAAGAAUAGAUUUUUGCACUGCAUCGGUGCAAUCCAUAAUGCUUUUGUGGUAUGCAUGCUGUGGAAGCACCAAGGGACAGUGAUUCUCCGAAGGCAGGAUUUCCCGAAAAUCACUGUGGAUGGAAAGCAGAAAAAACGCUCACGAAAAAAGCCCAGAACGAAGUGUAACUGUUUUGACGCACCAACGAACCAACUUAUUGCGUCAAAUGUGAUGCCAAAUUCUGACUGCAUCCUACACCUAGUCACUGUUGGCUUCCAUCAUAGGCAUGGUGCCGUCGUUGAACUUGCUUAUCCACCAUUGGCCCGUGGAUCCGAUGAUCACCUGACAGAGGGGCCACCGCAUUCCUUGCCUGAUAAAUGGAGGCAUUUAGCUUCUUUGGCCCUUCCAGAUGGGGCACACAAUUACCUGAAAGGUAUAUCACGAAAAUUUACCCUGGCCAAUUUCCACAGAUGCUGUCUACUUUACCCUACCUUCAUUGGAAAAGGAGGAAAUAGUCGUAUUUGGCGUUGCCUCGUAUCGUCAAAUGGACUCGCAUGUGUACGCGAAUCGCGCACACCUCGCUUAGCCAUUGAGAAGCUAGUUGACCCACAAACCAAACGAAACUAUCAGAAACAGCUCCUCGAAUGCCUGCCGGACGGUACGGUGUCGGAUAUAAACGGCCACUGGGAAAAAAUAUCCAACGCGUUACUCAAAGCAGGAGCGUCUGCUUGCGGUACAACCCAGCCAACCUCAUCCAAGCAUUCAAUCUCUGAUAGAACCGUGUCUUUUCUGGAGGCCCGGCGACAGAUCCCACCUGGUCGCCACCACAACUCCACCCGGCGCAUCAUCCGACACCAGGUGAAACUGAGUGUCCGCGCAGACCGAGAAGCUUGGUGGACCCGAAAGGUCGAAGAAAUGGAAGAUGCGAAGAAUGCUGGAAACGUGCGCAAAUUGUUCCACUUGAUUCGUUCGACUGGUCCUCGGAAACUUGUUGUCAGUGAAGCAAUCAGGGACGAAAAUGGCUCCCUGAAAUGCAGUAAAGCAGAACGUUUGUAUCGCUGGGCACAGUACUUCGAACAACAAUUCAGCUGGCCACCUGCUAACCCCAAUCCAGAAACCCGGCCUUCAACAGAAAGGUGGACCGCUUUCGCACAACAAACACCGGAUGUGACCAGGAACACCGUUCAGAAGUCAUUGAUUGCUCUGAUGCGAUUCCCGGUCUUUAGCUACAUGGCGCAUCAUUUAUCGCAGCUCAUAGAACAAUUCUUUACCGAAGGUGGUUUCACACUGGAGCGACUCAAAGAUGCCUACGCUGAGCUGGAUGAAAAACUCAGCGCAGUUUUGGCCCAUCCAUCGACUUACCAAGGUGCUCUGAUUUUCGAUUUGAGUGCGGCCAAUUUCGUUCGAGUGUACGGACGAGAUGCGUUGACGUUGUUUAAACUUCUGCUGUUAGAACGUCGUGUCCUGUUCGCUGGUGAAUCGGCCGGUUCGAUCAGCGUUUGGAUUGCGACGCUUUUGAGCCUUCUGCCUGCUUAUCCUCUCACUCCAGAAAUCUCCGUUUUCUAUUCUGAAGAUCUAUUGGUCAGAGGACUUUCACACUGCUGCCUUGUGGAUCCCUCCUGGAUAUCCGAGCGUGCAUGUUGGCCGGUACUGUGUGGCCCAUCCACAACAAGCUCCAAACCGAAGCCCGAUGAAACUACAACUCAGCAACACAACAAUGCCUGCUCGGACGACACUUCAGUGCAGUUUGCUGACAGUACUUCCAACUUAUUUCAGCUUCCGGUUGACGAAUUGCCGUCUGGCUCAACCGCAGACCAUGGAUUCGACCCUACCUCAGAACCUUCAUUGGCUAUCUCGGAGAAGGUAACUUCGUCUGUGAGCUUGGCUUCGUUAGGUGCGCCCUCGCCUCAUUCCUCUGAGUUGCAGUCUACUGAUCUCAUGCCACCACAGUUAGACGAAUCAAUUUACGUCCCUUCUCCAGAGACUCCCCUAGUUGGCGAUGAUUCUCUAUUUUCUCCGUUCCCUACAGACGAUUGGGGAUUUCCUUUAGCCCUAUUUACUAAAUGUGGGUGUGAAUUUUACCCAAGCUUCGUUAAUGAACCUUCGAAUGACUACCCUCUUAUUCUUCUCUCUGUACAGUCAUACGUGCUCCCCAUGUUCCUCCCCCUCAUCUCUCUCGAUCUCCUGCUUGAGUCGACUAGUGGACCGAAUCUAUUUCCACCGACGGACUCCCUCGAUCGUCCAGCGUCCGUUAGCGACCGUUGUGUUCGAGCCUUUUUGGCUGGUGCGACGAACCCGUUAUUGCGCACUCACAAGCACUUGGCUGAAGUUAUUGUGACCAGCCUAUCACCCGUAGAUGGCCUCACCGAUUCGGACGGGUGUCAUUCUCACGGAUCACUUACAAGUUUGUUCGAUGGAAGUACGCUACCCAAGAAGAUUCAAACGGCUCAAGCGAACGUCCCUCCUGAGGGUUUAUUACCAUCACUAUCUGGUAGCGCCACACGACAGUCUUCAAACCCAAGCAGAUCUUCUAACGCGCCGAAAAAAUCUGACCCAGUGAUCCACUUCCUGCCAUCGAGUUCAACAACUGGCCUCAAUCCCCGUACUUUCCCGGUCUCACUCGCACAGGCGCUGCAGCUCACACGGGUGGAUCGUGCCUUCAUCGAUGAACUCAACAAAACGGUGGUUUUAUGGUAUCAAGGCCGGUCAGCUGUACAGCAACUGUGUCAACUGGCUCCGUCUGAUGACCUUACUGUGUUGCUCCAAGGCGAUGAGAAGACGCUAGAUCGGACAUUGGAUCGCCUGCUUCCUGAACAGAGAACCGUUCUUCUCCGUUUUCCCUCGUCUGCAAUCCUGGACUUGUAUGUCAGACAGCAAUUUCAGUCCUACUUGCGGUCUUUACUGCUGAAUGCAGAGGGAUAUGGUUCAAACAGCAGUGAUUAUGGUACACACUACGUGAACUGCCUCCGAUCGACCCGAUCCUUUCUCGUAUGGCGUCGACAAUUCAUGCCGGAAAAACUGUUCAGAGUCUCCAAACCCCAACCGAUAGCCCCAAUCCUGGAAACAACGUCAGAUGAUGCAGCGAUACAGAAAACUGAAGAUAAUGAAACCCUCACUGAUUCUUCUACAGUUAGACUACUUCCCUUAGUCGGAUUAGAGCCGCCAUCACCAUUUUCCUCCGCCGCCGAAGUGUUGGCUGUCCAUCCAGGUCGAAGACAUGCGGAACCAGACGAUUGGGACCAACUAGUUGGCGGGUUUAAAAAGUUUCGUGAGUUAGCUGCGGAUCGUGGGCGACGCCUGAUGUCUCAGGGCGUCCAGGGCUUGUCGAAGCUCAGUACCGAUUUGAAUGCAUCCUUCCGGUUCGAUAUACCCUCACGGGUUUCGGACGUGUUCCGAUCACUUCUGAACAGUGCUUCUCAAGCUGUAAGCCGCUGACGGAAGCCGCAAGCUGAACGGUCAUUAUCUACAGUGUCCCAUGGCAUCUCCAGUAUGUGAUAUCCACACCAAAAUUACCCCCUCGCCUUAUUUUUUCCAUUGUUCCAGUUUCAAUUCGCCCGCCGCCGAAAUGUUUGGUCUCUGUUCCCACGUUUGAACGUAUUUUUACCUGUUGUUAACACACUUCUUGACCCGUCUUAUUUCACAUCACACAGAUGUAUGUGUCUUGCGAAUCGUAGAAAAUGUUUCCUCGUGAAUUCCACCAGGCACCAGUUCCUUUCCUUCAUCUUACCGUGUUCGUGAACCCAAGCCUACUGCAAAAUGGACGGCUUUUAUACAAGUACCUUCAUGUAGUUUUGACUAAUGUGUUUCCUGGCUCCGCUCACUGAUAUUUUCGAUAGUCGUCAUCUACAUUGUCGAUAGUAUUGCUGCUGUGUUGUUCGUCAAAUUAUUGAUUUCGAAGCUGGACAGUUUCUCUCAAGCAAAUUUCG